AUGGAAGACCUAUCCCGGGCAACAUCACGGCAGCUCUUAUCCAGGGCGAACGAAUCUGCGAGGAUCAUCUCCGGCGUGGCGGGAGGACCAACAUCCAAACUGAACAAGGCGGAUCUCUCGAAAAUAAAUUCCCAGCUGGGAAUCAUCAUGGAGGUGGUGGCUCAUUUGGGCCUUAUUGCUGAAACGGGGAAGAAGGAGGUCAGUAAGGCUCACUCGAAGGCGGAAGCAACAACACUGGCCUGGGAGCGGGAGUGCGCCCGGGUUGCGAAGGCCGAGGCGGAGGCAGCAAGGGCGGCCGCUCUGGCAGCCACCACGAGGGCUUCGGAGGCUGCAUCUGCAGCAGGACCCGUCAGUGCUGGAUUAAGGGCAGCGUCAUAUGCGGAGAAAGCGUCGGACCAACGAUAG
This is a messenger RNA of Diatraea saccharalis (sugarcane borer), 405 nucleotides long. Lineage: Eukaryota; Metazoa; Arthropoda; Insecta; Lepidoptera; Crambidae. The record is from the annotation of a GenBank genome assembly.